Messenger RNA from Pseudophryne corroboree (corroboree frog), 3673 nucleotides. It is a transcript of the gene TTC39A, whose product is annotated as tetratricopeptide repeat domain 39A. Lineage: Eukaryota; Metazoa; Chordata; Amphibia; Anura; Myobatrachidae. The transcript is spliced from 18 exons. Gene Ontology annotation, molecular function: protein binding. Bases 645 to 2333 code for a protein of 562 amino acids. The record is from RefSeq and is a predicted model, not a curated record.
GGGAGAAUAUACAAACUCCACACAGUUAGGGCCAUGAUGGGAAUCAAAUCCAUAACCUAAGUCCUGUGAGGCAGUAAUGCUAACCACUACACCAUCCGUGCUGCCCGUAGCUGCAGUUUACAUUGGAUGCACCUAAUUAAAAAAAAAAUGAAAAAAAAAAGCAAACUGCUGCUGCAGAACCUCUAUACUGCAUCUAGCUUGCAAUACUCCUCAUCAGCAGUGUGACAAAAAAAAAAUGAAAGAGGUUCUGCAGCAGCUGCACUGUUUCUGUUGCAAUCAGUGUGCCUGUACUGAGCUCUGCAGUGCUGACUGGAUGAAGAAGUUUGUCCAGUUGUUCCAGUUCCCCCAGUAUAGUACAGUCGGUGUGGAAUCCUUAUAGCUCAGGCAGCGUUAUUGGGAAAGCUUGCAGCCUGCUUCUGCUGUCUACCACAAGAGCUUGCAAUCAGGAGGCUGUAAGGUUGUUGUCAGGCACAGUCUAGAAGGCUGGAUACUAUAAAUCCAAGGUAGCUCCCAAUCAGAGAGCUGUGAGAGGGCAGAGCCAGCCCUGCCCAAAGCCUGUGUGACUGUCACAUAUUCCCUGUGUGCUGAGUGUGUGUCUGUCCUCUGGGGAGAUCCUGCUCAGUAUCAGCGGCAGCAGCUACAGCAUGUCUACAGACACAGGUGGAGGGCUGCCAGCUUCGGACCUGAAGACUUCUCUUGACGAAUGUAUGAUUGCACUGGACAUGUUCUUAAACAAUAACUUCCAGGAGGCUCUCUGCUUCCUCCAAGCCAAGUCCAAGGAGAGCAUGUACCAUGCACUCACUUAUGCCACCAUGCUGGAAAUGCAAGCCAUGAUGACCUUUGACCCUCAUGACAUAAUGAAUGCUGGAAACACCAUGAAAGAGGCGCAGGCCGUCUGUCAGAGGUUCAGGAAGAAAUCUACAGUCGCAGACUCUUUCAACACUUUAGUCCGUGGCCAAAGUCUUGAUCAGUUCACUGAAGAAGAGAUCCACGCAGAGGUGUGCUAUGCGGAGUGUCUUCUUCAGAGAGCAGCCCUUACGUUCCUGCAGGAUGAGAACAUGGUCAGUUUUAUCAAAGGUGGAAUCAAGGUCAGAAACAGCUAUCAGACAUACAAGGAACUGGAUAGUCUUCAGAAAUGUGCAAAUUACGUGAAGGGGGACAGUCACUGUCACUUCGAAGGUGGAGUGAAGUUGGGUGUUGGAGCAUUUAAUCUGACAUUAUCUAUGUUGCCCACCAGGAUUUUGCGGCUCUUGGAGUUUGUCGGCUUCUCCGGUAACAAGGAUUACGGCCUAACGCAGCUUCAUGAGGGGACAGCAGCUCACAGUUUCCGAGCCUUGCUCUGCACUCUGCUGCUCCUAUGUUACCACACGUUCCUGAGCUUUGUGCUGGGCACAGGCAAAGGGAACAUUGAGGAAGCAGAAAAUUUGCUACAACCAUAUCUAAAGCGCUAUCCUAAGGGGGCCAUAUUCCUGUUUUUCGCUGGAAGAAUCGAAGAAAUUAAAGGAAACAUUGACAAUGCCAUCCAGCGGUUUGAGGAGUGUUGUGAGGCGCAGCAGAACUGGAAGCAGUUCCAUCACAUGUGCUACUGGCAGCUGAUGUGGUGCUUCACCUACAAGCAGCAGUGGAAGAUGGCCUAUUUCUAUGCUGACCUCCUGAGCAAGGAAAGCUCAUGGUCAAAGGCGACAUAUGUGUACAUGAAAGCGGCCUGCCUCAGCAUGUUUGGAGAACAAGACUCAAAACCAUUUGAGGACAAUGAAGUACAACUUUUUAGGCAGGUGCCAAGUUUAAAAGUUAAAAUAGCUGGGAAAUCGCUUCCAACAGAGAAAUUUGCUAUAAGAAAAUCUCGGCGAUAUCUGCCUCAAAAUCCUAUCCCUUUGCCGGUCCCCCCUUUGGAGAUGAUGUAUAUCUGGAACGGCUAUGCAGUGAUUGGAAAGCAGCGUGAUCUCACCGAGGCCAUGCUAAUGACUUUGACGCUGGCAGAGGAGGCUCUGGAAGGAGCUGCAGCCUCCGAAUUCCUAGUGGAUGAUCAGUGUCUGGUGAAGCUGCUCAAAGGCCUUUGCUUCAAGUACUUGGACCGAAUUUCUGAGGCAGAAGAGUGCUUCAAAUACAUUCCCGCAAAUGAGAAGAAGAUAAAAUAUGAUGAAUACCUGGUGCCCAAUGCAUGGCUGGAGCUGGCUCUGUUGUAUCUGCAGCUGGGCAGGAGGCAGGAGGCCAUAAAACUACUUGAAAAUGCAAAGCACAAUUACAAGAACUACUCCAUGGAGUCCCGCACGCAUUUCAGGAUUCAGGAUGCUUUACUACAAGCCAAAUCCGUCCCUCACAAUGGCUGCUGACGACCGUCCCUCAGGAAUAUCCCAUUAGUAUUUAUUUAUCAGAAGCUGCACCUCCGCACUGCCAUAGGGGACGCAGCAGAAGGACAAUGGUGGUUUCUAUAAAUUAUUUGUCCAAAUGUGAUUUCUACGGGGUAUGUUGUAGCCAAGAAUUCAUCAGCAUUUUCUCGUUCAACUAUUCCACAUUUUAUUUAAAAUUCAUGAGGUAAUUGUGUCUAGGAAUGCAGGCACCACAGGAUAUGCGGAGUCAGGGUGCUUAACGGCACCUUAAUCUGGGUUAUACGGAUUUCUUUCUACUGUGUUUCCACACUACAGUCAGAGAGGCAGAGGGUUUGAAGCAAAGCGCUUACAUGCAGUUGUGCAUUUCUAAAGAUAAAUAUGAUUGAAUACCCCCCCUAUAAUGUGAAGUAGGGCAGCAGAGAUUCACUUUUGAAAAUUGCCACUAGAUGGUGCUAGAUUAACCUUUCAUAGUGGGAUUUAAGAUACUGUAUGUCCAGACAGCUUGGUAGGAGAGGGGGAUUAGAGGAGCGGUCUUGUCGGGUGGGAGGGGGUUCAGACUGUACUUAAAGCGAUUUGAUGUUUCAGUCAUGCACCUAAUAUGCCAUAACAUCUGCCUUUAGUUGGAUUGUAGUAGGUUCUAUUAAAUAAAAACACACUUACAUUCCCACUGCUAGUACAGGCAUACAGUAAACAUUUCCUUGAUCCUGAAUAUAGUACGUUGUGAGGUAAUAAAUGAAUAAUAAUGUCUUGUCUGGAUGUAACACUAGGCAGAGAAUCCGCAGAUGUGAUCGUAUCCUCUGUGAUGUAUCUAAUGCACGGGUGGGCAUUAAGCGGCCCUCCAGCUGCUGCUUAACCAUCCCAGCAUGCUUGGAUGCAGUUUUAACAUGCCCUGAUAGCGGAACUGUGGCAGUGCUCAAUGGCUCCGAAACGGGUCGGGGGGUGCCCUAAGUACCCGGGCCCAGGUCUGAUGGAGAAGCCCAGUGAGGGUCCAGGUCCGCCCCCCUCCUAACCCGGCAGCAGCAGCUCUUCUCCUCAGUCUGGCCAUGGAGGUGCUUAAAGUACUAUUUUUUUCUGUAUGUUUCUUCUAAGGGUGCAUGGCCACGCUUCCUGGGAUUAGGCCACACACCCUGAAAAAUAGCUGGACCCAGCCAGGCUCUCGAGUGCCCUGGCAGUGCUUUCUGGGAUGGGUAGCCACACAACAGCUGGAUGGUGUGCACAUUAGUGUGCAGUUGCAUCUCACUUUAUAGUAGGCAGCAGGAGAUUGCUUUAUAACUGCAAUCACUAUAGGAUGAAGCGUUCAGAACGGGUGGUCUUCAGUAUGCCGGCUGUCGGGAUCCCGGCGC